Molecule: messenger RNA, 2198 nt
Organism: Octopus sinensis (East Asian common octopus)
Lineage: Eukaryota; Metazoa; Mollusca; Cephalopoda; Octopoda; Octopodidae
Product: sprouty-related, EVH1 domain-containing protein 2
Exons: 5
Coding region: 262-1608 (448 amino acids)
Biological process (GO): negative regulation of MAPK cascade; multicellular organism development
Cellular component (GO): membrane
Molecular function (GO): protein kinase binding
Source: RefSeq, a predicted model, not a curated record
AUAAUAUGUAUAUAUUUAAAUGGGAAAUAAUCACUACAAUUAAAGUAAAUAGUAUAUAUAUAUUAUUUUGUAAUUAUAUAUACAUAUAUAUAUAUAUACAUAUAUAUAUAUAUCCUCACAAACACAUCCACACAAGUAUACAUACAUACAUACAAAUACAACUCCAACAAAACAAAAAACAGACGGAAUACUUUUGUACCUUAGGAAGUGCCAGUGGACAACAUUAACCAAAAUGUUGAUAUCUUUUAUUGUGAGGUGAAGAUGAGUGAUAUAGAUAGAAAUGGUGACCACCUUGUGCGAGUUAGGGCACAGGUCAUGACAAGAGAUGACUCUAGUGGGGGGUGGGUGCCGCUCAAUGGAGGGGGCCUCAGUUAUGUUUGCCUAAAAACAAUUCCAACUGUGAGCAAUGGUAGUGGAGGCAGUGGAAGGGAGGUGGACUUACGUAAAGAUUACAUUAUUUAUGGAGAAAGGAUCGUAGAUGCUAAUGAACUGCUUAGUUGUACGAUAAAAAAAGACAUCCAAUACACAGUGGUGAAUCCUAAAUUUCACCACUGGCGGACAGAUGACAAACGAUUUGGUCUUACUUUUGAAAGGUCGGGAGAAGCCCGAGCCUUCAAUCAAGGAAUCAAACAUGUGCUUGCGGAUCUCACAAAAGGUUCUGUGGAUCCUUCCAACAUUACUUUAGAGGGAGAUGAUGAUGUAUUUGAGCCUAUAGAUCUUCCCCUUGACCGUAAAAACAGCUCAUCUCAGUCUGCAAGUACCACAUCAACAACAACUAGCAGUCCAGCACUCUGUUCAUCACCUGUCUCAUCAACAUCACCAACGCAUGAGCAUUUCAUCGACUCAAAUACGAAAAACCAUUUGCAUCACAUUUACAUACCUAGCCUCCACACCCCUUGUACAAAUCCAGCUUCCUCUCCAAGUGAAGAAAAAAGCUUUAGCAAAUCUGACAGCAUUGAGACUAGCAGUUUUGGAAAAGAUGAUAACUGUAUAAAAGAUGAACCUGUCUCUAUCAGUGGGAAAUCGGAAGUUGCCCUUCUAGAGCCGGACAAUGUUGGCAUGUCGGACAGAUACUCUUAUGUCACGUUUUCCAAACACCAGAAUCAUGAUUAUCACUAUCCCAAUCUUGAGAUAGUUCGCCACCCUCCAGAUCUCAAACGGCAUGCUGUCAGUAGUUAUGGUCCUCCAUUGCCAGAGAAAAGCAAAAAGAAAAAAGAUCGCCAGAAAGGAAACCAUCAAUCAAACAGGCUUCUCAGCCCGAUGUCCACCUGUAAAUAUUGUCAAGAGAAUUUCUCAGUGGAAAACAACUCCAGAGGGAGCUGUCAGUAUGCACCUGACCGAGUAAAGAGUUGCAUUGAACAUGUAAGCUGUGUCACGUGCGCAACUGGUGUUAUCUAUCACUGUAUGUCAGACACAGAAGGGGAGUACACACAUACAUGCAUUUGUGAUUUUCAGGACGAUAACAAUUGUAAAAAAUGGACAAUGUUGACAUUUCUGUCCUUUUUAUUACCAUGCAUCUGGUGCUAUUGGCCUCUGUUUAGCUGCCAUAUGUGUGGCAAAAAGUCUGGCUGCUGUGGAGGUCGUCAUCUUGCUGGUGGGGAGCAUUGAGAGUGGUUACUGCUGUCACCACAUUCUUGAUACAGUGACAGCAGUAAGUUAUACACUUGGGUGUAGGACAUGCACUUGUGGAAAUGAUGUUAGCAGGUGGAAUCAACACUUGUUUAAUGAAACAAAGACCACAUAGAAUGUGCUAAUAUAUAUAUAUAUAUAUAAAAUUACACACACAUACAUACAAUGUUACAGAAAAGACGAAAAUAAAACAAAAUAUGGGAUGAUUUGAAAGUGUGAGAGAGAGCAAAAGAGAGAAUUGAGUGAGGUGUGAGAAAAAGCGAGUAAUUUUUUUACCUCCUCCAUUUCUUAAGUUGAAGACAGAGAAGCAUUUCCCCCCACCCCCAAUAAAUAAAUAAAUAAGUAACAGAGUAAAAGAAAUAAAGAUGAUAUUUGGUAUGUAAAGAAAUGAAGAAGGUAUUUUGGAAUAAAAUUGAAUGAAAUUACAUGGUAGUGGAUGUAUAAGAUUAAUUUGAAAGAGUUAAGUAAAGAAUAUUAUAUUGAAAAGCAAGAGAUGAAGCAUAAAAACAAAUAUGUGUGUGUGCAUGCAUGUGUGUGUGUCUGUGUGUGUGGUCUACAAAUUAUGAGAA